Molecule: messenger RNA, 2451 nt
Organism: Ctenocephalides felis (cat flea)
Lineage: Eukaryota; Metazoa; Arthropoda; Insecta; Siphonaptera; Pulicidae
Exons: 14
Coding region: 1-2451 (816 amino acids)
Source: RefSeq, a predicted model, not a curated record
AUGUCUUCCAAAUUAGAAAAGAAAGAGUUUACAAAACCGAUUUUUCAUGAUAACGAUUUUGCAAGGGAAAUCACCAAGAUUAAUGAGUACGAGAAGUUUGUCCCACUUUUUAUUCAAUAUCAAAUAUUGCGCAAGAGGAUGAACUCUAUCUGUGAUGUCUUCAAUGGGAUAAUGUAUGAACUUCAAUAUAUUUUGGCUAAUAAGUUGGAAUUCCAAUUUAAUAAUGCUAAUAUGGUAGGAUCAACUAUCGAACUACAAGAUUUUGAUGGUUUGGCAAUAAAUUGUGAAAAAUGUUUGAAGUUCACAAGAGUAUUGAAAUCUAAAUUAGUUUAUAACGAUUUCAAUCAAGUCUUGGCUUAUAAGGUAAAUGAUACUAGAGAACAUCUUUGGCGUAUAAAAUUGAAGCUGAUGUAUCAUAUGAAGCAGCUGGCUUUUACCUUAAUUCCUUUGUUUAUAUAUCGUGCUGAAAGUGAUUCUAUAUUCUGUGUUCUUUUAAGAUUAUGUUCUAUAUAUAAUGAUGCCAUUAAAACUGAUUCAAAAUUAAGUAACGCUAAAAGCAGCCAAAUUUCAAGUAAUACUUAUCCUACCAUGUUACAACUUCCUAAACGAAUUGAUAUUAAGGCUUUAUUGGAAGCAGUUGCAAAAGUUAGAGCUGAAUAUACGUGUCAUUCUUUAAUAUCAGCAUUGCUAACGCAUUAUACACCUUGCGAAGAUCAUAUAGAAUGUGAUUCUGAAGAUUCCAGUAUUGCAAUUUAUAAAGCGCUGACCAGACAUCUCACACCACCUGUAAAUUCUUUAUUUGCGGAUCAACUAGGUAUUAAGAUUGGAGAACUAUCUUCCACUAAACCUCCUGUAAAUGAAGAAUUUUUAAAUCCCGAUCCAGUUCAAGAUAAAAUUUCCACUGACGACUCUGAAUUAAAUCAUUAUUUUGACCGUAUGAAUUUGGAAUUUACUAAAAACAAUAAGAAAUUUGAAGAUGACCCAAUGAAAGACACUGCCCGCGUUAUCGACGAAUUAGUAAAAGAGGAAGAAGUAACUCCUGGAGAUAUGAUAAAAUCAGCACAAGUAAAUGCACCAAAUAUAUUUGACAAAAAGUUCACUGAAGCGAAGAUUGGAAAUCUUUUACAACAUUAUGCUACCAAUUUAUGGAAUGAGGUUGGUGUUUUCCUUGAACAUGUAGUACUUUGGUGGGGCUCUUCACCUUUAGCUUCCUUACCACCUGGUUGUAGUCAGCAACUUAGAGAAUGGUUAUUGCAACCUAAAAAUAGAGUUUUACCAAAGGUUGUUCGUGGGGCCUUACGAACAUUUGCCAACGCUUUGGGAUGUCAUGUUACAGCAACUUCUUGGGACUUGCAAUUUAGAUUGACAUUGAUAGGAGGCAAUAUUCUAGAUGAUUGUAUAAAAGUUGAAACAAUCAGAAGUACUGCUCCAAGCAGGUUGCAGGGUACAGAAACUGGCCAAAUGUUUGCCGAUUUAUUGUUUAAUUUAGUUUCAUUAAGCAACCAGUGCGAGCAAACUGAUGAUUUUCUUCACGGUGCUCCUCUUGCAGAUUUGCCAUUAGUUGAGCAAAUUCCUAUCCUUCAUAGACUAGAUCAUUCAAUCCAUACUAUGCGUUUAUGGGCUGGACGUGACACUAGACGUUCAGCUAAUGAUUGGAAUGUGAAAUUUUUCUUUAUGGUAACUCAACAAGACAUUUGCCUAUGUUUAGAUCAGCUUGGUAUACUUCGUUUUCCUCAAGCCGGUGUCAAAGUGACUAUAAAACCUACUGAUGUUCAUAUCAAUGUUUGUUAUAAUUUAAAAGAAAAACUUUUGUCAGAAAUUAAAGUCAACAUUGAUAAAUUGAAGAAAACACGACAAGAAUGCAUCGAUGUUUUGGCAUCAGUGUGUCGAACCUUUAGCCUUGCAAAUUUGACACUAUUGUUUCCUAGGUCUCCUGGAUAUUGGCAAAAAACCAAAUUUGAACUUCCAGUUAGCAGUUAUGUAAAUGAAUUUUUAGAUAGAAUUUUGCUGCCAGUUUUAGAAACUUGUGAUGAUCUUGAAAUUUUAAAUUUAGUGCUAAAGAUAAUGUGUGAUGCAUGGUUGGAUCAUAUUUAUGCAUGUCAAAUUCGAUUUAGCAAAUGGGGAGUUGAACAACUUUUAAAUGAUUUUGGGGCUGUCGCCGACUGGUUACGUGAAUGUUCCAUUCUGAGCGACGAAGCUAAAAAACAAAUGACCAAAAAUGAAGUUCUCAGACAAUGUGAAGGCGUUGGCAGACUUUUAUUGCGGAAGCCCAAUGAAUUCAUCGAUAUGACUAAUAAGGGAAAUAAAACUGAGGAUGAUGAAGAAAGCUUAUUGCCUCCGGAGAUGUUUGUGCCCAACCAACAACAAUGGCUUAAGUUAAGAGUUGGCAAACGACAUCCACCAAACUGUUUAAAUCUUUUUCUCUGCUGUGUAAUGACAAAUAUUAACUAA